Messenger RNA from Sardina pilchardus (European sardine), 611 nucleotides. RefSeq names its product EKC/KEOPS complex subunit LAGE3. The coding region runs from base 23 to 310 and encodes 95 amino acids. The record is from RefSeq and is a predicted model, not a curated record. The transcript has 3 exons. Gene Ontology annotation, cellular component: EKC/KEOPS complex. NCBI's taxonomy places the organism in Eukaryota, Metazoa, Chordata, Actinopteri, Clupeiformes, Clupeidae.
UACAAAGCAGCAGAAGAAAAAGAUGGCGGAAGAUGUGUCUGCAAACCAUGCACAGCAAAAGCUGGGAUUUAACUUGGAUGUUCCCUUCCCCUCUGCACGCGAGGCUUCCAUUGCUCUGAACACUCUGUCACCGGAUCGUGAGCCAAGAAAAGGAGGAAUUUCUAAGGAACUUGUGGCAGUGGGCAACGUGUUAUCAGUUCGAUGGACCGCAGAUGAGGCUCGCAUUCUCCGCGUCUCAGUUGGAUCUUUCCUGGAUCACCUGACCUUGGUAUUGGAAACUAUGGAUGCGUUUGGACCCCCGGUACCUUAAUAAGCCUGGGUCUUAAGAUGAGAAAAAGCUGAACGAAUGGAGACACACGUGAAUAGCAGAGGAAGGUGAUGUGCAGCUUGUCAGAUGUCGGUUUCCUUCAAGGCAGUGCAUCUCCCAUUGUGUCCAGUAGGCUAUUGUUAAAUGGGUAAUGAUCUGUUUGGCUGUAGGCCUAUCUGGUGAUCCAAAUGGAUCUGGACACAGAGACUUUGUGUUUAUUUUAUAUGAGGAUGUGUUGGAUCAUUUCAUGAGGCGAAACAGGUUGCAUAUAAAUAAUAAAUCCUGUUUAUUGUCAUAACAGUCA